Molecule: messenger RNA, 4311 nt
Organism: Symbiodinium sp. CCMP2592
Lineage: Eukaryota; Dinophyceae; Suessiales; Symbiodiniaceae
Source: the annotation of a GenBank genome assembly
AUGCACGUCGGAACAAGAAGUUGCUCAAGCAGCCGGGGACGGUCGUCGUUCUACGGAGUAGCUUUUGCCGACGUGGUCGAGCAGGGAGAAUUUGCGCCGCUCUCCGCCUUCGUCUCUCAUUUUUGGGGAGAGGAGACCCUGUCGUUCGCCGAGUCCUUGCGCCUGCAUGGUGAAACAGUGCACCCCAGCAAUCCAGGAGCGAUGUGCUACUACAUCUGCUCGUUCUCGAAUUGCCAGCACCUGGUCGAUCUGGGAUCAGAUUGGCGCUGCUCGCCCUUCAACCGCGCACUUGAGCACGUCGCAGAAUGCCGUCGCGUGAGGCAGCAGUCCGUGUAUUGUGCCGUGAUGCUGUUCGACGAGAGGUGCAGCACGCUGGAGCGGAUUUGGUGCAUCUUCGAAAUCUGGCGCUGCUGCCAGUUGGAACUUCGGCUCGACCUGUUCACUGUGGAGGGGCAGCUGACUCGAAGAUCCAGCACUCCCCUCGCCUGCAAGAUCCGCGAUCAGGCGAAAGUGCUGGACGUGUCCAACACCGCGUGCUCCGAGAUGAGCGACAAGCGCAUGAUCGAAGCAGCUGUAGAGACGAGUGGCAGCAACUGGGCCCAAAUCGCUGGCAUGAUCAAGCUACAGAUCACAAGCCUUGUGGAGUUCUCUGCCAGCCUGGCCAUUUCUCGGAAUGCCCUCACAGGCGAGGAAGUAAGUGCCGAAGACGUUGAGAUGAUGAUGUCCGAGACGUUGCAGGUGCGAAACUCGUCCAGCAUCAUCAGCGACUGCAUCCAGGGGCAUUUGCCGCGCCUCGUCAUCAUUGGGCAAGGAGGCUGCGGCAAGUCGAUCUUCGCGCGUGAGGUGGUGAGGAGGGCUGUUCAGGCCCUGAAGGAGGGACAUCAUGAUACAGUGAUUCCACUCCGGGUGCCCUUGGCAGAGCUGGCGAACCUUGAGGACCACGCAGUCGAAGUCGACUUGUUGCAGGUCUGGGCUGCGCGAGUUUUCGGGAGGGACGGCGAGGAGCUUCUCCGAGAAGAUCGGCGGCUCAUCCUGGUCCUCGAUGGUUUGGAUGAGGCCGGCAAGGGCCGCCGACGAGUCCUCGAUUGGCUCCAGCGGUGGCUGCAGGCCAACGGCCACCGGUGCGUUUGCACCAUCAUCGCCUCUCGGCCGUCCGGAACCAACCAGGUGCUGGCCAGCGAUGGCUCCGCCCGCGAGCCGGCGGCAUCGGCCGUGCUCGGGCAGCUCUCCAAGACGUCCCUCCGACUCCUCACCGAGGAGUGGGUGCCGGCGUCCUCUCAUUGUCGGCUGCAGGAUGGCGAUGGGAAAAGCUUGGGAACUGGCACGGUCGUCUCCUGCGAGAUGGGCUUCUUACUGAAGAAGGAGGUGGUGGUUGAGGUCGGCCUGGAGCUUGGGGUGCAUCAAGUGGAGGUUCGACGGAAGGAGCCGGGAAAGGUCUUCUCUGCCGCGGUGUCCCUGGACUACGCCGAUCGCUCCGCUGCCCAGGUCCUUCUGGAGCAAGCGUUCCAAGAGGCCGGCGGCGAUCCGACGGAGUCGCAUCGUGCUGUCGUGCGCCGGGCCGACGGCAAGCUCUGGAAGGAUGAUCUGCAGAAGGACCGCAAGAAGCCGAUAGCCUGGGACAAGCUGGUGCUGUGGCCCAAAGAAGCCUUUCCUUGCCGUGCCUUCCUCACCGACACAGACGACCUGGACGUGGAAGAGGACUCGAGCAUGGACGAAUGCGACGAGUUGUCGGAAAUGGGCGUGGACUAUGCCAUGCUCAUCGAGGAACACCGAAGGCAGGCACUAAAUUCGCGGGAGAUCGCGCAUGUGCGAGUGAGCCUGGAUGAAACGUCGGUCGGGAUCUUCCUGGCAGCAGAUGUGUUCCCGGGGGAUGCCAUCGUUUUGGGAAGCGCCUUCCACGAGCUGCUCCCUUUCGACCGUUGCUUCCAGACGGCCAUGGCCACGGCAGCCCCGUGCUGCCCAUCGAAGCUGACCGAGAUUACGGUGCAGCAUGAGCUCUCCAUGCAGCUGGGUUUCACCCCGGUGGAGAUCCUGCCGCUUCGUCCUUCCGUGGCCUCGAGGAUCUCCAAGUUCGGGGAGGCGGAGUUGGAAGAGCUACCCGGAGCGGUGUGGCAGACACCGCUCAUGGCCAGCAUGCUGGGCACGUAUCGCGACCGCCAGAAGGAGAAGGAGCAGCUUGAUGCUGCCACGACAGAGCUGGUGCUCGUGAAGCAUGCAGUGGAGGUGCUGAUGUCGCAGGCAGAGAAGCGCACGGGUGCCAAGAACCUCCGAGCAGAGCUCAGACCGCUUUGCCUUGCCAAGCUCCAGGCGGGCCAGCGGCUGCUGUUUGAGCCGGAUUUCUCCAACCAGGUGGUCUUCCAAGAAGCUCAACUUGGGCACUUGAGAUUCUUCGAGCCGGCUGGGCAAGCGGUGCAGCUCUACCACCUCAUCAUGCACGAGUAUCUAGCUGCAGAGGCCUGGAAGGAGGCGUCUCCAGGUUACAAAGAGGCUUUCGCCCAGGCGCAGCAGCAGCCCAUGCUACGAGGAGCUUUGCGAUUUCUCCUCAUGAUGCAGACGGCUCAUGUGGAGGAGGUGGAGAUCAAGCUCCCAGACUCACAGAUCGGUUCUGCGGAUAUGGAGGCAUUCAAAGGAGCUUUGCUCUGCAGCGAGAAAGUUGCGCUCCAUUUGGGUCGAAACCGUCUCGGUGCUGAAGGUGCCAGUAGCUUGGCUUCGGUGCUGCCGAAAAACCUUCGGGUGCUGUGGCUGCAGCUGUCCGAGAACGGUCUCGGAGCUGAGGGUGCCAGCUGUGUGGCGUCGGCGCUGCCGAAGAACCUCCGGGUGCUGCGGCUGCAGCUGUCGGAGAAUGGUCUUGGCAAUGAGGGCACACGAGUCCUGGCCGCCGGCCUCGGUCAACUUCCCUUGGAGGAGCUGGCGCUGAAUCUGCAGUGCAACGGGCUUGGUGAAGAGGGCGACGCAGGAGCCGCCCUCCUUGGUGAGGCCUUGAGCUCCCUUGGCGAGUGCGGGGGAAAGCUGCGGCGUCUGAGCCUGGACUUCGCCAUGAACCGAGUGGGCGACGACGGCGCUGUGGCUCUGGCGAAGGCCCUGAGCCUGUUGGCCAGCGAGCUACGACACCUGAGCCUGACAAUCCCAAGGAACGGAGUCUGCCUUGAGGGCCUCCGGGCCCUGGCGGCUUCCCUGGCGCAGCUUCGGCUCGAGGAGUUGACGCUGGACCUGAGCAAUCAGGCCGGCGUGAUCUACGCGAACACGCUAGGUGCCGCGGCUGCUGUGAUCCCUUUGGCGGAGGCGCUGGGCUCGCCCGCUCUGGCCGGGUCUCUGCGAAGUCUCUCUCUGGAGCUGCACCAUCAACAAAUCGGUGUCGAGGGCAUGCGGGCCCUUGCCGCCGGCCUGGCCAAGCUUCGUUUGGAGGAGCUGACGCUGGGCGUUGUCAAAAACUUCCACGGCGACGAGGCCGCGAUAGCUCUGGCAGAGGCCCUGAGCUCAUUUGGUGAGUCAUUGCGACGCCUGGCCGUGGACCUCGCUGAAAACGCCGUGGGCGCUAAGGGUGCACGUGCCCUCAGCGACACCAUCGCCAAGAUUCACCUCGAGGACCUAACGCUGGACCUGAGCAACAGCAAGCUGGGCAACGAAGUCGAGUUUCUGAGCUCCCUGGGCGCGGCCAAGUCUCUCCGGCGCUUAGCCCUGAAGUUAGCCAGGAACGAACUCCGUGUUGAGGGUGCUCACGCCCUGGCUGCCGCUUUGGCGCAGCUUCGUCUCGAGGAGCUGACUGUAGACGUGGCGCACAAUGGUCUGGGCCCGAGUCUGGUCCUCCUGGCGCGGGCGCUGGCGGAGGCCGGGCCGAAGCGCCUCAGUCUGGAUUUGCUCUGGAACGACGUUGGCCCGGAGGGGGCCAGCGCCCUCAGCGAUGCCAUAGCCAAGCUUCACCUCGAGGACCUGACGCUCAACCUGGGCAAUAACGUCCGAGGCGAUGAGGUCAUCGUCGCCUUGGCUCCGGGCCUCAGCGGAGCCCAGGAGCUGCGGCGCUUCGCUUUGCUUCUCUCCCAGGGCGGCGUCGGCGAUAACGGUGCCUGUGCUUUGGCCGCCGCCCUUGCGAAGCUUCACCUCGAGGUCUUGAUGUUGGACCUGACACAAAACAGCCUUGGCGAUGAGAGUGCCACGGCGCUGACUGCCGCCGCAGCCAGGUUGCCUCUGAAGGAGACCUCCGUGGACUUGAGCGGUAAUGAGCUGAGUGAGGAGGGCGCCAGAGCUCUGGCGUCUGCUGUGCUGCCCCUUAGAAAUCCCUGGCUGGACUUCUACAGCUUCUGGGACACAUGA